AUGGACGAAGAAUACGACGUGAUAGUGCUCGGUACAGGUCUUAAAGAAUGCAUCCUCAGCGGCCUCUUAUCAGUCGAUGGCCUCAAGGUUCUUCACAUGGACUGCAAUGACUAUUAUGGUGGGGAGUCAACCUCACUUUAUCUGGUUCAGCUCUGGAAGAGAUUUAGAGGAAGUGAUGAGCCACCAACCCACUUAGGUCCGAGCAGGGAAUAUAACGUCGACAUGGUCCCUAAGUAUAUUAUGGCAAAUGGUGCGCUUGUUCGGGUCCUCAUUCAUACUAAUGUCACAAAGUAUUUGUAUUUCAAAGCUGUUGAUGGUAGCUUCGUUUACAACAAAGGAAAGAUCCACAAGGUGCCUGCAACUGACAUGGAGGCCCUCAAAUCUCCACUUAUGGGCAUCUUUGAAAAGCGUCGUGCGCGAAAAUUUUUCAUUUACGUUCAGAAUUACAAUGAGAGUGAUCCUAAAACACAUGAAGGGAUGGACUUGACGCGAGUUACAACUCGAGAGCUCAUUUCAAAAUACGGUCUUGAUGACAACACUAUGGACUUCAUUGGUCAUGCACUGGCUCUACACCGAGAUGAUUCUUACUUAAAUGAACCUGCUUUAGACACUGUGAAGAGAAUGAAGCUUUAUGCAGAGUCUUUAGCACGUUUUGCUGGAGGUUCACCAUACAUCUACCCGUUGUAUGGCCUUGGAGAGCUUCCUCAAGCAUUUGCUCGUCUUAGCGCCGUCUAUGGUGGGACCUACAUGCUGAAUAAACCUCACUGCAAGGUAGAGUUUGACGAGGAAGGCAAAGUCUGUGGAGUUACAUCAGAAGGGGAAACAGCAAAGUGCAAAAAACUAGUAUGUGAUCCUUCUUACCUUCCCGAUAAGGUGAGGAAAGUUGGUAAAGUCGCUAGAGCUAUUGCCAUCAUGAGCCACCCGAUCCCAAACACGAACGAUUCUCAUUCAGCACAAGUUAUAUUACCACAGAAGCAGUUAGGCCGCAAAUCAGACAUGUAUUUGUUUUGUUGCUCUUAUUCACACAAUGUGGCCCCAAAAGGAAAAUACAUUGCGUUUGUUUCAUCUGAGGCGGAGACUGAACACCCUGAGACUGAACUGAAGCCUGGUAUCGAUCUUCUUGGACCGGUUGAUGAGAUUUUCUUCGAGACUUUAGAUAGAUAUGAGCCGGUCAACAAGCCAUCAUCUGAUAAUUGCUUUAUAUCAACUAAUUAUGAUGCCACAACUCACUUUGAGUCGACUGUUGUGGAUGUGCUGAACAUGUAUACUUUGAUCACGGGAAAGGUUCUUGAUCUCAAUGUGGACUUAAGUGCUGCAAGUGCUGCUGAAGAAUGA
Striga hermonthica is the source of this 1335-nucleotide messenger RNA. Lineage: Eukaryota; Viridiplantae; Streptophyta; Magnoliopsida; Lamiales; Orobanchaceae. The record is from the annotation of a GenBank genome assembly.